Molecule: messenger RNA, 313 nt
Organism: Staurois parvus
Lineage: Eukaryota; Metazoa; Chordata; Amphibia; Anura; Ranidae
Source: the annotation of a GenBank genome assembly
CAGAGACUGCAUGCAUGCUGCAGGAGAUGACCAAAGUCUAUGGACAUGUACAGGGAUGACCAGAGACUGCGGACACAGUACAGGAGAUGACCAGAGACUGCAGACACAGUACAGGAGAUGACCAGAGACUGCGGACACAGUACAGGAGAUGACCAGAGACUGCAGACACAGUACAGGAGAUGACCAGAGACUGCGGACACAGUACAGGGAUGACCAGAGACUGCAGACACAGUACAGGGAUGACCAGAGACUGCAGACACAGUACAGGGAUGACCAGAGACUGCGGACACAGUACAGGGAUGACCAGAGACUG